AUAGCAGCAAUCCUGAUAAGCUUCGAUCGUCACGCAGAAUGGCAGAGCAAGGAAGUGAAGAUCAGGCCGAAAAGUGGUUCGAUGCUGCUGUACAGCAGAAAGAAGGUGCGAUACCGCAGGGACGGUUAUUGCUGGAAGAAGAGGAAGGAUGGCAAAACGACGAGGGAAGAUCACAUGAAGUUGAAAGUCCAGGGAACCGAGUGUAUCUACGGGUGCUAUGUGCAUUCGGCGAUUUUGCCGACCUUCCACCGAAGAUGCUAUUGGCUUCUUCAGAAUCCGGAUAUCGUUCUUGUUCACUACCUAAACGUGCCGUAUCCGGACGACAACAAAUUGGCAGUGAUUACUCCCAAUCUUGCAUUAUGGGCGGACAAGAAGGAAUGGACGAAGGACGAGCUUGUGUCACAGCUGAAGCCGAUGUUCUUCAGCGAGGACGAACCGGAUUUGAAUGGGGAAUUAGAAAUUUCCGUUAACGACAACGGAGGAGGAGGCGGCGCGGAUAAUCCGAAGUUUCGCAUGAAGAAGAACUUUAAAUUGCAGACCGCCGAAACGGUGGAGGCCAUCGUCAGUCAGCUGAUGGAGAAGCAGAGAGUGGCGAGGCAGGCGGCCCUCGUCAAGCAGUUGGAGUGCGGAUGUCCGGACAGCACCUGUGCUGACGGAAAGACAUGCUCGCAUCCCAUGAGGAGGAUCACGGCAGCCGCAGCUGCAGCAGCCGCCGCCGCCAACAAUUCGAGCUUGACCUCGUCCACGUCGUCGGCAUCGUCGAGGCCUCCAAGCCGUGCCGACAAUAACAACCAGGUGUCAUCGACGACGGGCGCCGGGUCCAUGCUGCUGUCCGCAGGCCACGCUCCGCGCGUCUACUCCAGGGACUCCCGCAACCACGUGCAGAGCAGAUGCUCCUCCAGCUCCGGCGCCACUCCUCCCCUGGUCCUGAGCUUGAGCCAGAUCCAAGGCGGCGGCGGUCUCAUCAUCCUGAACAGCAGCAACACCACAUCUUCCAACAAUCCUUCCACGCACCAAUCCAUAGUCACUCCGGUAUCCGUGGCCAGCUUCGUGUGCAACACGAACGCACGGAAGCAAGAACUGAAGAACGGCUCGCUGAUCUUCAAGCAGGAGGCUAUGGAUACAUGCCAGGCGCCGAUCGUGCAGAACGGCAAGAGCCAAAUCAAAAUCGAAAACCACAGACAAUCAACAACCAUCUUCGAUUACCGCCAGCAGCAGCAACAGCAGCAUCAACAGCAGCAGCAACAACAACAGCAACAGCAGCAACAACAUCAAACUGAGAUAGUGAUGUCAAGCGCGCCGUCGACGCCGUCCAAACAGAUGGACACGAGCCAUGACGAGAUGAUCGAUCACCAGAACUUCGAGGAAACAGUUGUCCUGCUGUCGGCGCCGGACGCAAAUCGAAACAUUAAAGCGGAUCUUAAUUUCUUCAACGAAACAUUGGACUUAUCGCAGGAAGACAUUCAGAGGACGUUGUCCGCGAACAUGCCGAUCUGUUCGGAUCAAAACCAAGAACAGAAUCAUCAAAAUAAUGUUGCUAUCGAGAAGCAACCGAUACAGUCGCACGAGAUCAAUCCGAUGGACUUCAUCGACAACGUGGUGUCGCCCACGCACGUCGUAGACGACGACGUUUUCGUUAAUUUAGACGCGUUCGAUAUGCUCGGCGAGUUCCCCGACCUCGAGGUCCUGGACGCCGGCAACCCCAACGGGCUGCUGGACGUCAAUCAUCCGUCCGAUGGGACGACGUCGCGCAUCAUCGAAAAGAGCGUCGACCAUCACCAUCAUCAUCAACAACAGCAGCAGCAUCAGCACGAGCAGAUCGAAGGGCAAGUUACAACGCAGCAGCAGCAAGGUCAGGCCAAAAUCACGGACUACUCUCCCGAGUGGGCGUACCCUGAGGGCGGCGUCAAAGUCUUGGUCACCGGACCCUGGCAUUCGGCCGGACCCUACACUGUCCUUUUCGACACAUUCCCCGUUCCAACCACGCUCGUUCAAAGCGGGGUUCUUCGCUGUCACUGCCCAGCUCAUGAAGCCGGAUUUGCGACGCUGCAGGUGGCAUGCGACGGUUUCGUUAUAUCAAAUUCUGUGAUAUUUGAGUACAAGUUACCACCUAAGGAGGAGCAGCUCUAUGCUCCGGAGCCUAAAAUAGAACGUUCUACUGAUAAUUUACUUAAGUUUACGCUCCUGCAGCGGCUGGAGGCGAUGGACGAUCGACUGCAGAUCAAGCAGGAGCCGCUGGAUGGUUCAGAUUUGGUGGAGGAUACAGCGCUGUUCACCCAACCGAACUUCGAGGAUCGCCUGGUCAAUUACUGCCAGACUAUGACUUCGCGUCUGUGGCGACACGGUGAAGAGCUGAGCGUAUCUUGGUUUGCAAGCCACAAGGGGAUGACUCUUCUCCAUCUGGCCGCAUCCCUCGGCUAUUCGCGGCUCGUAUGUGCCAUGCUUCAUUGGCGGGCAGAGAACUCUUCGCUCCUAUUAGAAACGGAGGUCGAUGCGCUGAGUCAGGACGAGGACGGAUUCACACCACUGAUGUGGGCGUGCGCUCGUGGUCAUACUGAGACGGCGGUCAUGCUGUACCGCUGGAACCACACGGCGUUGAACAUCCGCAACAACAGUGAUCAAAGUGCCAUGGAGUGUGCGAAAGCCAACAGCCACCUGGAUCUAGCGAAAGAGCUGGAGAAGCUAGAGGUGCGACGCGAUAAGGCCAACAUGCUUCUGCAAUCGCAGAACGAUGCGGCUACAGUGGUCUCUCCGAGCGCCGUAUCUCCGGCCGGCUCCAUCGCAUCCCUAUCUUCGUCAGCCUCCGCCUCCACCAAAUCGCAUGAUGGCGUUUUCCUCCGACCCGGUGUUGUUACCAGGAGCGAAUCGCAAAAAUACAAGAUGCUCAACCUGGACCUGGAAUCGUUCACUUCAGACAGUGCUCCACCCCACAUUAUAGGUUCAAACAAGAUGCUCAGCUCACCAAAUCCUCUCCUGUCCGAAAGCAAUAUCUUGCAUCAGCGUAAUCAAAGAUUUAGUAAGAGGCCAUCCGUCGAUAGCGGCAUCCACAUGAUGGGCCAAUCCUCGGACAGCCUCACCUCUCUGCGAUCCACGAAGACAUUCAAAACCCGCGACAAAAUAUCCAGCUUGAAUUCCAGAUUCGAUCGCAGCAUGUCUUUACCGUUGCACUCGCCGCAAUCGAACAACUCCUGCGAUAACGACAGCAUCGACGGUUCGACCAGAAGAAUGGAUUUCGCACUGUGUGAAGUUAGUAGUGUCCCGAGAAGCGGUAGCCCCUUGAUAGACGUCGAGGCAGUCUCAGACGAUGACUCAGACACCCGCAACAGUGUUGUAGGGGAGCAAGAUGUGCGCGUUCUCACGCUAGCUGAACAGAUCAUAGCUGCAAUUCCUGAUCGGAUCAAGAACGAGAGCGAAGAGAUGAUGCUGGAUGGCAGUCCCGGACCGCCGGACGCUCUUCAAUCCAGCGAUGCUUUAUCGGAUGUUUUCAUGGAACCGCUGUUGGAUCAGUCCUCUUCCAGCUACGAGUCCAACGAAUUUAAUUUCGAAUUCUCCGAUCACAAUUACAGGUAUUACGAUGUUGGAACACCAUGUUCUAGCCUCAGUCCGGCAUCUUCGAGUUGCCUGCAAUCCCCGUGCUCUUUCACGCUGGAUUCGCCUUCGCCACCCCCGACGACCGCCGAUUUCUGCGAGUUCUUCCAGGCGUCCGGCACCGUCUUCGAGAAGGACUUUUCAAACUUGACUCUCUCAGAUCGCGAACAGAGAGAGCUGUACGAGGCUGCGAUGAUCAUCCAGAAAGCGUACAGGUCGUACAAGGGGCGGCAGCAACAGGAGGCGGAUAAGGAGAGGGCGGCUGCGGUUCUUAUCCAGAACUACUAUCGCAGAUACAAGCAGUACGCCUACUACAAGCAGAUGACGCACGCGGCCAUGGUCAUCCAGAACGGCUUCAGGUCUUACUGCGAACAUAAGCGGUUUAAGAAGAGCCAAGAGGCUGCAGUGUGCAUCCAGAACUAUUACCGUAACUACAAGGAGCAGGGGGGAAAGGGGAGCAGGGACGGUGGCGGCGGAGGUGUUGCUGGUGGCAGCACCCCGACGACUGCGGGGCUCAACCACGGCAAAGAUAGAAAAUUCUACACUUAUUGUUCAAUAAGGACCUAUUCUCAACGAAGACAACACCAAGCGGCACGAAAGAUACAACAGUUCAUGCGUCAAUCUAAAAACAACAUUUGGGAUGAAACUAUGGGAACCGUGGUUGCAGAGAGAACGAGCAGAAAAAGAGAAGCUGGAGGACCGGUCAGUGGAUGUCCUCCAAAGGUCAGCGUAUCGCGUGGUCAAUUCCACCAUCGUCCCAAAUAGCAGAUGCGAGAAUUCUGAAAGAAACUGAAGCUGACGACUCAACCAAAUGAAUCAAAUAUUAACAGUACUUAAGAUAGGGUGGAAAAAAUAACAACAUACACUCAUCACACAACAACAUCAACAAAACAACACUUUAAAGCAAACACACAAGACGACUUGAUUUUCUAAAAAAAAAUAGGAAAAACAAAACAAUAAACCUCCGAGGAGUUAAGGGAUUAGUUUUGUAGUAUUAGAAAAAAAAGAAGAAAUAUUUUUCUUAAGAGCACUGAAAAUUUGAUCACCCUUUGACAAUCAAAUACCGAUGAAGAGGAGAACAGCAAUUAAAAAAAAAGCAAACCAA
Messenger RNA from Nicrophorus vespilloides, 4693 nucleotides. RefSeq names its product calmodulin-binding transcription activator 2-like. The record is from RefSeq and is a predicted model, not a curated record. The coding region runs from base 82 to 4353 and encodes 1423 amino acids. Gene Ontology annotation, molecular function: double-stranded DNA binding; transcription coregulator activity; protein binding. Gene Ontology annotation, cellular component: nucleus. Gene Ontology annotation, biological process: regulation of transcription by RNA polymerase II. The transcript has 19 exons. NCBI's taxonomy places the organism in Eukaryota, Metazoa, Arthropoda, Insecta, Coleoptera, Silphidae.